This is a messenger RNA of Mesorhabditis belari, 753 nucleotides long. NCBI's taxonomy places the organism in Eukaryota, Metazoa, Nematoda, Chromadorea, Rhabditida, Rhabditidae. The record is from the annotation of a GenBank genome assembly.
AUGAUCGCCGUUAGUAGUCGCCGAUCGAUUCUCGCCAAGGAGCUGCCGCAAGAGCGAAGCCAAUCGAAAGAGCGCAUGAUUAGCCAAUCCAAAGUUGACUCACCCGAAGCUUCAAAAGGAGAAACUUUCGUCAAAAAGAGACCUGUCACCUCGAAACCGCUCGUCUAUUCGAUCUUCCCUCCUUUGUUGUUCCUGACAGUCAAUUUUUCAAUCUACUUAACCCUGCUGAUUCGAUGGGCCAACUCCGUCUACCCCAAAACACUCAUACCACCCGAAGAUCUCGUCAAAAAAGUUUGCGGUGGACUUGACACUUGGUUCCUUACUUUGUUAUUGAUUCUGCGAUUUUGGUUUGUGACUACGAACUUCUUUGUGAUUCGUCGUACGAAGAAUUCUUUCACACUGACCCUGACUAUCCAGCUCGCUACUAUAACAACCGAUCUUCUGAUGAUUGUGGUGGUAUUCAACUUUUUGUUUCGAGGAUGCAAUCAAUCCAUGGUUCCUUUGAUCGUUAUCUGGUUACAAGUGGGUCUACAAAUUCUAUGGUUCGCCUACAUGUACUACUGGUUCGCUCAUCUAAACCAAAUCCUAAAUAGCAUCAGAAAUCCGUCUGCCACAUCGACGUUUACAAAGAAAGGCCAAGAACUGCACAAUGUCAAAACCGAGAAUACCCAAUCAAAUGGAUCAAAACGAGUAGUUCGGCCAAUGCCGACGUCAACACCGAUACAAAUGCCUAAAGAAUACGAGAGGAACGAA